AAUGAAUCAGCCUCAACGGAGUCUUUCAAAUUUAGGAAUGUCUAAAUCUCGUAUUCUUUUUAUCAUCUAUAUAGAGACUAUAUACCAGAAUAGAAUAGGACAUCAAGUGCAUUCUAUAAAAGAGAUGAAUAAAGUAGAUUAGAUUAGUAAUUGGCCAGAUAUGAAGAAUUCAAGAGAAACUACAAGCGAAAUGAAUUAAAAUAUUCUUAUUACUAACAAUAUCCUAGAGAUAUGAAUUAAUCCUUAGUAGAAGAACGAUACUAGAAUUCCUACAAUUAUCGACCCAAUUAAAAUACUAAGCAUUUAUAAACACAGUAAUAUGAAUAUGAUAGAGAUAUUUACAAAAAGGAAAAUAAAUAUGAUUCACCCAUUAGAGUUGAACUAAGCUAUACUGCUCCUAGUAGUGCAAAAAAAGGAGUUAUUUCUGACACAGCUGCUUAUUUAAGAGAAAGAGAGAAAAUCAUGAAUUCUUUUAUGACUCAAGAAGAAAUUCAAAGAAUCAAAAGAAUUUACUAUAGAAAAUGAU
This is a messenger RNA of Paramecium pentaurelia, 526 nucleotides long. Lineage: Eukaryota; Ciliophora; Oligohymenophorea; Peniculida; Parameciidae. The record is from the annotation of a GenBank genome assembly.